GCUCCACCAUCAUCUCGUCCUUCCCUCCUUCCGCUUCAUCCCCCUUCUUCACCCCAAAACCACCCCUCUUCAAACCAUGAACAGACCCAAGCUACGGUCUUGGCUCUCCCUUGGCCCCCUCGUCGCCGUGGGCACGCUUUUCUUGAGCGUUGCCGUCGUGUCUCAUUCCGCCCAAGAGGAUUCCUCCAUGGACGCCACCAACUCGUUCCUGAACAACAUCCGCUUCACCCAUGGCGACCCAAGUCUCUUGAACGACGAGAACUCUGCCCUCGCAGCCGCCAAAGCCCAGAACCAGUCUUUGCUCUGGGGACUCUAUCGACCAAACCUCUAUUUUGGAACCCGACCACGGUUGCCGGAUACGGUCAUGACGGGAUUGAUGUGGUACGGUACCCAGAAUUACGCUGGCGUCAACAAUAUACGACACGGAUGCGAGGAACGCGAUGGAUUUGAGAAAUAUGGUUGGCUCAAGAACGAUGGACGGACAUUUGGCGUUCAGCAGUUGAAGGACACUCGUAACAAUGUGGAGCUCAAAACAGAGUUUAUCAAGGUUCCUGGGGGCGAUCAUGGUGGAUCGUGGGGAGUGAGGAUCUCGGGAAAGCCGAUUCGUAAAGAGAAGCCAAUGUCCAUUGCUGGAUUGUAUUAUAUCGGGAUCGAUGGCGAGGGGCAAUUUAAGUUGGUCCCGGAAAACUUUAAGGUGACAUCGCCGAUCGUGUUUGAUGGAGAUGCUAAGGAUCUCGGCGAUUUUGAGUUUGUCCUCGAACAGACCAAAGGGUCUAACAAGGAUGAUCCCAUCCACUUCUUUGGUGCAAGCCCACCCGCAGGAACUGUCUGGCGUGUCAAAGAUUAUGUACGGAAUGUGAUCAUCCAAGGAGCCCAAGAACUUAAACGGUCUGGAAAGGCCGAACUGCCACCCAAGGAUUUAUUUUCCUUCCCAGACGAAUUCAUCGAUGGACAGCCCACUAUCCUGGUCUUUCAAAUGCACUACGAUGCUGAGUUUGAGUUCGAAGUCAGGUUCAGCUCGAAAUCCUCGCAACAUCCAGUGACGAGUCAGGUUAUCACCUCAAAAAUUGAUAUGGCCGAGAAUGCUUUUGACGAGCGCUUUGAAAAGACGCUCCAGCUUAAGCGCCAUGGAUUCAAUGAUUCAAUGGUCGAGUUUGCCAAGGCGACCUUCAGCAACCUGAUCGGAGGCAUUGGGUACUUUUAUGGAACAUCAAUUAUUGACGAGUCGCCGACGUAUGAAGACGGCCAGUACGACCAUCUGGAAGGGCCCGUCGCACGUCGUCCCCACCCCGACCCACAGCCCACUCCUCCAGCCUCUCUUUUCAGUGCCGUUCCCUCCCGCUCGUUUUUCCCUCGAGGAUUCUAUUGGGACGAAGGUUUCCACCAGACGAUGAUUGGUCAAUGGGACAACGAUCUCAGUCUGGAGAUUAUCGAGAGCUGGUUCAACCGACAGGACUAUAACGGAUGGAUCCAGAGAGAGCAGAUCUUGGGUGAUGAGGCCAGAGGUCGUGUCCGAUCAGAGUUUCAUGUCCAAUACCCUGAGCAUGCCAAUCCCCCGACGCUCAUUAUGGCUAUCAGUUCGUACUUGGAUCGUCUCCAGAACGUGACCCAGAGCUUCGCGGUGGAUGCAUUUGGAGAAUCGAAUCAGACGCCGUUCGGUGCGAAGAGCAGCCAGGAGCAGGAUGUCACGAACGCACAUUUGUUGAAUCCCAAACUUGCAUUAGAGUACCUGAGCAGACUGUAUCCCAAGCUAAUUACGAACUAUCACUGGAUGAGGAAAACGAUGCGUGGACGUAUUCGAGAAUACGGGCGCGAGUCGCGAUCUCGUGUUGAGGGAUACCGCUGGGGAGGUCGUACGGCGACACAUACGCUGACAUCUGGAUUGGAUGACUAUCCCAGAGCGCCGCGGCCUAGUGUCGCAGAGUUGCAUGUGGACCUGUUGUCGUGGAUCGGAUUUAUGAGCCGCAAUCUGAAAAACAUUGCCGAAAUCCUUGGGGAAGAGGAUGAUGUUGAAGAGCUCGAAGAUCACUACAAAGCUAUCGCUGCCAAUAUCGAUGACCUCCACUGGAACGAGAAAGAGAAGGUGUACUGCGAUCUGACUGUGGAUGAGGAAGACGAAAGCUACCAUGUGUGUCACAAGGGAUAUAUUUCGUUGUUCCCGAUGUCGCUUGGAAUCCUGGACCCCGAAUCUGAGAAGUUGGGAUAUAUUCUCGAUCUGAUGUAUGAUCCUGAGGAGCUGUGGACGCCAUUUGGUUUGCGUUCGCUGUCGGCGAAAGAUAAGUUUGCAGGAACGGGCGAGAACUACUGGAGGGGUCCUGUGUGGGUUAAUAUCAACUACCUGGUGCUGCACUCUUUGAAGACUAAUUAUAUUGGCAAAGGGCCAUACCAGGACAAGAGCAAGAAGAUCUAUAACGAGCUUCGCGAGAACAUUAUCAAUAACGUUUACAAGGAAUAUGAACGCACAGGAUACGUGUGGGAGCACUAUACCGAAAAUACGGGAGUGGGCAAUCGCAGCCAUCCAUUCACGGGCUGGACCUCGAUGGUGGUUAAGAUCAUGCAAAUGGGACCUGUGGAGUAAAUUUUACUUGUCGCCCUU
Messenger RNA from Gamsiella multidivaricata, 2596 nucleotides. Its product is annotated as glycoside hydrolase. The transcript has 12 exons. Gene Ontology annotation, molecular function: Glc3Man9GlcNAc2 oligosaccharide glucosidase activity. The record is from RefSeq and is a predicted model, not a curated record. Gene Ontology annotation, cellular component: endoplasmic reticulum membrane. Lineage: Eukaryota; Fungi; Mortierellomycota; Mortierellomycetes; Mortierellales; Mortierellaceae. Gene Ontology annotation, biological process: oligosaccharide metabolic process; protein N-linked glycosylation. Bases 77 to 2578 code for a protein of 833 amino acids.